Belonocnema kinseyi is the source of this 2014-nucleotide messenger RNA. RefSeq names its product RING finger and transmembrane domain-containing protein 2 (gene Rnft2). Bases 280 to 1674 code for a protein of 464 amino acids. NCBI's taxonomy places the organism in Eukaryota, Metazoa, Arthropoda, Insecta, Hymenoptera, Cynipidae. The record is from RefSeq and is a predicted model, not a curated record. Gene Ontology annotation, biological process: positive regulation of ERAD pathway. Gene Ontology annotation, molecular function: ubiquitin protein ligase activity. The transcript is spliced from 5 exons.
AAAAGAAAAUGGCGUUAUCAAAUCCAUCGAUUGGAUCAAUUCUUUGAUGAAGAGCGUGAAAAUUCAGUAUUAAACAAACAAAAUCAUCGAUCUCUUAUUUUUAUCACGGGAGAAAAAAAGACCGUGAAGAAUUGCGAAGAAUUUUUCGAAGAAAUGGGUCCCGAACGACAAGUAACGUAAUAUCUCUUUUUGAAGUGUUAUUGUCUGGAAAACAAAUCCAACAGGAUAUUGAAAUCCUUCAGCAAAAAAGCCCAGUAUGCGAAUCAAUUUUCAUAAAAAAUGACAGAAACUACAUCGGAAGAAGCCAGCAGUUCGGAGAAUAAUUUGACCAGUUCCGAAAGGCCGAUUCCACACCUGAGGCUGCCAAACGAACCUGCGGAUUCUCAUGCUCCUUCAAUUCCACCUCCAGUUGUAAAUUUAAGUAAUUUGAACAUUGGGGCCCGAACUAUGGAACGAUCAAGAAUCCUUGUCAACAAUAUUUCCACCACAAUCGAGGAAAUUCAACCCUUCAUCGAACAGGCUCGAUUGCGACCAGGAAUAUCCCUAACAUCCUGGCUGAACCUCCAAAGACAAAGUCCCGAGGAGAGGACGCCAGCGAGUCAAAAUCAGCCUCGGGACUCGUACGUAAUUGACCUGGAGACACCCCUCGAGUCAGAGGCAGCAACUCCUCAAAAUUCGCCAACCGAUCCCAAUCAUCAUUAUCACAACACAACCUCAACCGACAACUACCUGAACAACAUCCGAGAGGCUGCAAAUGCCGAGAAUCAAAAUAAUAACAAUGACCCGCAGGAUAAUUUGCCAGGUGUUCGUGCCGCGAUGAAUCCCGAGGCCAGAAAGAUGCUGAAAAUCCUCCAGAAAUACGUUCCAUUCCUUUUGAUUCUCCUCGUGAAAAGCAUUUACGACUAUCGAGCUGGAAUCGUUCACUUUAUCGUUCUGCUCGUGACGACUAUUCAAGCUGACACGGAUUUAAAGCGGGAGAUUGCGAAACAGCAGAACAGAAAUCAUAUGGCCCUGCUGGGAAUAAUACUCUACAUAACGGGCUGCAUCGUUUUCGUUGAUUUUGUCUUCGGCCAGCCAAUGUUGUUGCGUUUCUCGACACCGACAAGUGCCUGGGAGUUGCUCUGGUCGGUUGCCAUCACCGAUUUUAUGCUCAAACUUAUCACCAUUGUCCUCAAAGUCAUCCUCACUUGCUUGCCAGCGAAAAUUAUUGCACUGCAGACUCGGGGUAAAUAUUACCUGAUGGUGGAAGCAACAUCUCAGCUUUACCGUUGUUGUGCCCCAAUUCAACCCUGGCUCUACUACUUAUUCGAGGCGUAUCAUGGACCAGAAAAGAUUUUCGGAAUUUGUCUCUCAGCCGUCUACACGAUCAGUAAAGCCACCGAUUUGCUAUCUCGAGGAAAGCUCUUUAAACACGCUGUCCAUAAACUAAUGCAACAAGUCAGUGUUGGCUCUUACGCUUCGAAGGAUCAGUUGGUCGAAUCUGGUGGAAUAUGCGCUAUUUGCCACGACGAAUACUCAACACCAGUUAGACUUCACUGCACACAUAUUUUCUGCGAACUAUGCGUGAUUACCUGGCUGGACCGGGAGCGUUCCUGUCCUUUAUGUCGCGCCCCCGUCACUGACAAUCCCAUUUAUCGUGACGGUCACACCACCCACUUUAUUCAAAUCUUCUAACUUUAACCCCCCCCCCCCCCCAAACUGAUUCGUCAUUCGUCACAAAGUUUUCAGUUUUUUUUCUUUUCUUUUUUUUUACCAACCUCCUUUCAGUAUUCAUGCAACCAAAAUGUGUAUACAAUUAUUCCCCCUUUUUAAUUGUAUUUUCAAUCUGCAACUUGAACGCUGAUGUGUAAUAUAACUGUACAUAAUAUUAAGUACAUAUUAUUAAGAGAUUAAGUGAAGAUUUUAGAGAGUAAGAUAGCAAGACGAGUGCCAAAUAGUGUUUUUUUUUAAGGUUCAUCAUUCUCCUACUUGAUGGUAAAAUUGUGAAAUUCUAAAGUAAAAUUGUGUUCUCACU